CUGGCCCCGUUCCCCGAGCCCGGCCCGCGACCCUGGUGAGGGCGGGCGCUCCAGGGCCCAGCUCCCAAGUCCCCCGGGCUCCAGGCCGAAGGUGGCGAAUGUGUGAGCGUUAGUGCGGUGGCCGCGCGCGUGGGGGGCGCCCGGCUCUGACGCCGGGACAGCCAGGCCGCCCCGAGCCCAGAGCCGCCAACCCGGGGCGAGACUCGCAGCGUUGGUUCCGACCGGACUCCGUGCCGGAGGGAAGCUUUGCCCGGUACACGCGAAGCCGCGUGGCCGUCCUGUGUAACAACCGCCUGCGCGGCUCACACUUGCAAAUUAAAAUUAUAUGCGACCUUUUUAGCCAUUUUGGUAACAAAACUCAAUCCCAAGGGCCUCAUUGACUGGCUGCAGUUCGGGUUCUCCCGGGUUGCCUUGCAGUAUCAUUAGAGGAUCCUAUUACCACAUGUCUUUCUCCCUCCGUGUAUGAUAUGAUCUGUAAACUCGGGUUUGAAGUAAGAGACAGUUGUGACAUCAAUAGUAUUGUAACUCAGAAUGGUGAAGUGUGCUGGAAGUCCGUCACAGACUGUGUGGUUUAUACACAAUCAGCCCAGGCUCUGGACUACCGGGGGAGCGUGAGGCUGCUGGGCCCCGUGUGUGAGGCCGUCCGUUUGCAUUUGUCGUCUCUGACCAGGGGGCAGUUUGAAAUGCAGUAUGCACCUUGGCUCCAGUGGACAAGUUCUCCAGAGUUAUUUGCUGAAGUAUUUGAUGCCUUGGAAAGUCUUCAGUCUCCUGCUAUUUCUCUCAGCUUAAUGAAGCUGACAGCGUGUCUAGAACGCGCCUUGGGUGAUGUAUUUUUGCUGAUUGGAAAAGAAUGCCCCUUUCUUCUAAGAGAUCUGCUAACAUCUAAGGAGCUUGCUCAAGUCUUUGGGCUGUCUGUGAUGAACGUGCUGAGAGUCUUCGUCGGCUCUCCGUGUGGCCUUAACCUGCGCAACGUCUUGUGGCACGGCUUCGCAUCCCCUCAUGAAAUCCCGCCCAUGUACUGUUCAAUGAUGGUGGUGUUGACGGCAGGACUGGGGCAGCUCCUGAAGAGUUACCUUCAGCAGAGCGAGCUCACCUGGGCACCUCGACCGCUCAUCGCUCUCCCAGACUUAGAGGAUGGGGCCGUUUUCCCUGAAGUUACUCAGGAGGUACUUUCAGUACUAGAGGAAGUGAUGAAGAAAUCCACUUUUAUAGUAAGAACCAUGUUGCCAUAUUGGGAAGUCGCAUUGAUCAAGUUCAAGUCACACAGGUUUGCCGAUUGUGCCAUGUUGUUACUGACGCAGCUCGAGACCGGACUUAGGCACCUGUUUGCCACCGUUAACAAGUGUCCCAACAGACUUCUGACAGCCGAGUCAACAGCCCUCUAUACCACCUUUGAUGAAAUUCUGGCGAAACACUUGAGUGACGGCGAAAUCAACCAACUUCCUCUUUUCCUUGGAGAGCCUACAAUGGAGUUUCUUUGGGACUUCCUGAACCAUCAGCAGGGUCCUCGUGUAAGAGAUCGUUUAAGCCAUGGGGAAAUCAACUUACCUGAAUUUCCAAAAGAAGUCACAGACCAGCUGCUUGCGUUUUCCACUGUACUUUUGCUGCGAUUUGUUGACGAAGAGCUGGCAUCAAUGUUCAAGGAAAAAGCAGCCAUAAAAUCACUGGUCCGUCUGGCAGAAGGUUACAGUGCUUGCUUCCAUCCCGUGUCUCUGCUGAGAAGACAGGUGAUGAGCUGUGAGGAGAGCAUCAGGGCCUGGCCUCUGCUGCCUUUGCCCAGAGAGGCCGAAGCGGAAGUGACCAGAUUAGAAGGUAGUUCUGAAACAAAUGCCUGCGACUCUUUGAUUAUAAAAAUCGCGCAUGAGCUGCACCGCCACAUACCUGAGAAUCACUGUGUGUGUGCUGGCGUGGACCACCUUCCCGUUGAUAAGUGGCCCUGGCCGCUCCGUGAACUCUGCAGCAUCCGCGUCCCAACACUGUUCUGCCCCAGAGCCGUUCUGGAAGUGCUUGCUGUGCUUCAAAACAUCGGCAGGCGCUGCGCCCACGUGUCCCGCCAGGUCGCGGCCUCCUGGGCGCGGAGAUGCCGGCAGUGGGUGGAGAAGACCCUGCGCUCGCGGCAGAGGCAGAACUUCGUGCACAUGUCACGCAGUAUUAAGCUCCUGUCUCCUGUGCUCCUCCUGAUUUUAUUGCUGAUUGCCCUGGAGCUGGUCAACAUUCAUGCGGUUCAUGGAAAAAGUGCUUACGAGUAUCAGCAGUAUCUCAAGUUCUUAAAGUCCAUCCUGCAGUACACAGAGAACUUGGUGGCUCACACCAGCCCCGAAAAGAACAAGUGGAUCGAAACGAUCGGGCUCACACACACGGCUCUGCUGAGGAUGUGGACUUUUAGUGAGAAGAAUCAAAUGUUAAUGCAUUUAGCGAAGAAAUCCACAAGUAAAGCAGUCCUGUGAAAACACUUAACGACUCAAGAAAUCCUGUGUUGAAUAGACUUUACAGCGUGUAAACUGGAAAUCCAGAGGCGGGGCGGGUCCCAGGUGUUUGAUCAGGAUUCCAGGUCCAGUUCUCUGCAGGCUGCUGACUUGCUCUUCCUGAGUCGUCAGGGUGACCCUCAGGCGAGUCCCUUGCGGUAACCAAAGGGCUGCAGCAGCUCUGGUCCCCUUGCCCCAUUGCACACUGUCCAGAGGAGGCGUCCCCUCGGUGCAUCGCUCCAGGGGGCAGGUUUUGUUAAGCUCUUCCCUUUCUGGUGAUGUGAAGCUUGAUUCCUUGGCUAUUAAGGUGGAUAGGACCAGAUUUUUUCAUCAUAAGUACAUUUAUUUGUAAUUAAUAACUGAUGUGGGAAGUUACUUUGAACCCUUGUGAAUACAUUUUCCCACUAGCCUUUCUUCCAUGUUUUAGCGUCCAUUGGGAAAUCUUGCCUGAACCAGUGCUGGUGGAUAUAAAGCAAUGAUGUUCUUGCCAUGUCUUCUACAUUUACCUUUUGUCAUUUUUCUCGAAAGAAAAGAUGUCCUUCCUGGCUGUACUGAGCACAUUAAAUGACAAGCCUUAGGCCAAUAAAAAAGUAUUUUCAGGGCGGCCGGGUGGCUCAGUUGGUUAGAGCACGUGCUGUUAA
Messenger RNA from Hipposideros armiger (great roundleaf bat), 3106 nucleotides. RefSeq names its product ER membrane associated RNA degradation (gene ERMARD). Bases 468 to 2447 code for a protein of 659 amino acids. The transcript is spliced from 18 exons. Lineage: Eukaryota; Metazoa; Chordata; Mammalia; Chiroptera; Hipposideridae. The record is from RefSeq and is a predicted model, not a curated record.